UUCAGUUGCAGUGUCUAGAUUCAAAAGACAAAAUGUCUUCAGACCACAAAGAGAGCAGUCAUUCUUUGGAUGAAAUGACUGAUGAACCUCGAACACAGAUUGCUCAGGAAACUCUUGAUUCAGACUCGGGAAGCAUUUUGGAUGGGGUCUUUAGCAAAGAUCUAAGCAUGGACAUGAGUGAGCGUUUAAUGACUGAAAGUGAACAACUGCGUUUAGAGUUGCUAUUACAGCCAGAAGAAUUGGAUCAGUUGAGCAAGGCACACAAUCAUCGCCGUCGGCAGGCUGGGCGGUUGAAUAGCUCAUUAGAGAACGAACAGAAUGCAGCAAUGGACUAUUCUGAGCAACUGAGGCCAUCACAGGAUUUUCUGACUUUGGCACCGGACAACCCGCUUUUAGCUAGAUUCCAAGCUACUCUAUCACAGCACUUACUCCGCCAUAAUGAUAAACUAAAAUUGGAGAUUUCUGAAUUGAAUCAAGUCUGAAAAUUGACACUGUGGCGUUGAAGAACUUUGCGCAGCAGUUAAGUGAUUAUGAAGCUCAGCAAACCUCAGAGCUGGGAGUAGUGCAGCGAGUGCGUCAAAAAACAACCAAAGACAUCAACAUGUUUUUACAUCAGAAACAA
Messenger RNA from Bemisia tabaci, 622 nucleotides. The record is from RefSeq and is a predicted model, not a curated record. NCBI's taxonomy places the organism in Eukaryota, Metazoa, Arthropoda, Insecta, Hemiptera, Aleyrodidae.